Mycena indigotica is the source of this 963-nucleotide messenger RNA. RefSeq names its product Hydrolase-4 domain-containing protein. Gene Ontology annotation, molecular function: palmitoyl-(protein) hydrolase activity. The record is from RefSeq and is a predicted model, not a curated record. Gene Ontology annotation, cellular component: membrane. Bases 1 to 963 code for a protein of 320 amino acids. Lineage: Eukaryota; Fungi; Basidiomycota; Agaricomycetes; Agaricales; Mycenaceae. The transcript is spliced from 7 exons.
AUGGAGAGCGCCCGCAUCAUUCGCUGGAGCUCCACCGCCCAUGGCGUUUGCUUAAAUACGGUGCGCUCCAUUUGCACCCCUGUGUGUUUCUGCAAUGCGCUCUCCUGUGAUUUGGGCGGGAUUCAAGUUGACACUCCAGACUCCGUUGGGCUCGAAUAUGAAGACCUCGAGCUAACCACGGCGGACGGAGUGCGGCUGAACUGUUUCUUCAUCGAGGCGGCUGUCCAAUCCGCUGCCCGCCAACAAAUGUUUCUCCACUACCGCUACCGCUACCAAGCCGACGGCGAUUCUUCGGCCUUCCGUCCCCCAACGACAUAUGAUGCGCCUGCCGUCGCGAACGUAAUCAUUUUCCAUGGGAAUGCGAUGAACGCCGGGGACUGUAUUCCUCAGGCGCAAGAGUUGGUUAUGCGGCGAUGCAAUGUCCUGCUCCUUUCUUAUCGAGGGUAUGGGCACUCGGGCGGGGUCCCUUCGGAAUUAGGGCUUCAGCGAGAUGCGCAGGCGGCACUGGACUACGUUACGGCCAAUUCUCGGACAUCCGCACUCCCAACCAUUCUCUUCGGGGCCUCCCUCGGCGGUGCAGUCGCGAUCGACCUUGCCUCGCGCAACCCGACAGCCAUCUCUGGGCUGAUUAUCGAGAACACUUUCUUGUCCAUCCCCCGCCUCAUCCGUCGCGUGCCAUACGUCGGCCUGAUCCUCAGCAGCAUCGUCAUGCAGCCUUGGAACUCUGCCGAGAAGCUGCCGCGCGUACCGGCGACCGUGCCGCUGCUUUUCUUGAGCGGGACAUGGGACCAGGUCGUGCCAAGGCAGCACAUGGAGGGCCUAUGGGAGAUCCGCAAGCAGGCCGCGUCUGAGCUGGACCGCUUCGAGUCGUUCCCGUACGGCCAUAAUAAUACGUCUGCUGCUCCGGGGUAUUGGGACAAGGUCGGGGGCUGGCUGCAGAGUGUUAUACAGCCGAAACCGUGA